Molecule: messenger RNA, 855 nt
Organism: Chaetomium globosum CBS 148.51
Lineage: Eukaryota; Fungi; Ascomycota; Sordariomycetes; Sordariales; Chaetomiaceae
Exons: 2
Coding region: 1-855 (284 amino acids)
Molecular function (GO): NADH dehydrogenase (ubiquinone) activity
Source: RefSeq, a predicted model, not a curated record
AUGGCCAGCAAGCUCUACAGAAACAGGGCUCUGGCCUCAGCCCUACGACCGGCGAACCCAUCGGUCGCAGUUCGCCACGAGGCUGCUGUGCGUUGUUUCGCGACAACCGCCCGCAAUAGCGUCGCCCUCCCCAAAGAUGUCCAGAACCCGCGCGCCGCGCCCCGCGGCCAAGUCGGCACCCCUCUUCAGGCACCUCUCGUCAAUCCGGCCGACAAAUACCAAUCCAAGUCCGAUAACAUGCACAAGUACGGGUCAUGGCUCAUGGGCUGUCUCCCCAAGUACAUCCAGCAGUUCUCGGUCUGGAAAGACGAAUUGACCAUCUACAUCCCCCCCUUCCGGCGUUAUCCCGACAACACCGCCGCCGAGUUUACCCAGAUGAGCACCAUCACGGCCGUGGACUUUCCUACCCGCGAUCAACGGUUCGAAAUCGUCUAUAACUUGCUCAGCGUCAGGCACAACUCCCGAAUCCGCGUCAAGACUUAUGCGGACGAGACCACGCCGGUGCCCAGCGCCACCCCUCUGUUCGACGGCGCCAAUUGGUACGAGCGGGAAGUCUAUGACAUGUUCGGCGUGUUCUUCCUCAAUCACCCCGACCUGCGCCGUAUCAUGACGGAUUAUGGUUUUGAGGGCCACCCGCUACGGAAGGAUUUCCCGGUCACGGGCUAUACCGAGAUUCGGUGGGACGAGGAGAAGAAGCGCAUUGUCACAGAGCCGCUCGAGCUUACCCAGGCAUUCCGCAACUUUGAGGGCGGAUCCAGCGCGUGGGAACAGAUUGGUCCCGGUGUAGACCGGACACCCGAAACCUUCAAGUUGCCGACACCAAAACCGGAGGAGAAGACGGAGGAAAAGAAAUAG